Ostrea edulis (European flat oyster) is the source of this 769-nucleotide messenger RNA. RefSeq lists its product as uncharacterized. Bases 21 to 629 code for a protein of 202 amino acids. The record is from RefSeq and is a predicted model, not a curated record. The transcript has a single exon. NCBI's taxonomy places the organism in Eukaryota, Metazoa, Mollusca, Bivalvia, Ostreida, Ostreidae.
UAUAUCCACACUCCAAUACAAUGGCUCAGAGGAAGGAGAAGCAUCACGGCAAUUGCUAUCCGUCCUACAGAAAUCUACAUUCUGGCUCUACUGAAGAUGGAUUUAAUUUCAUGGACAAAUAUAACCUGAACCUUACCUUCAAUCUAGAGUGUCUAGGUUGUUGCUUUGCGUACCUCAGAGGUAGGAAUUAUCAGGAAGUUAGUGGAGCUCUAUACGACCGAGUCUGUUACUCAUCUACAAAUCUGAAUGCUCCUGGAACACCUUUGAAAACGAACAUGACUAAUUCCUUCGUAAAAGUGCCACGGGGUGCAGGAAAAAAUGGUCAAAUUGCCACAGGACAUGACUUAAAUUUGGGGAAAUUAUCAGUGCGCACGUUCGCUAACUCCAGAACGUACCAGUUGUAUUCGACUAAUGCUGGGCGUCUCAGUGUGGGUUUCACAGCCAGUGCUCGCAUGGAGAGUGUUGCAAUUAAACUGGUAAAUCCCGAUGAACUUGUCGAUAUAUACCUCAGUUACGCAGAUGCUGCUUUGGUUGAAAAGUACAGAGAACAAAGGGAGAUAGAAAGUUUAAGUGAAGUUGAGGUAACAGGCUUUCUGCUUGUCCGCCAUCCUGGACAGACAGGACACUGAAAUAAGGAUCACACAACAUUGACUACAGAACAUGGGACAUUUUCUUAGCAUCUGUAAUUUUCAAGUUCAUUUGAUUAAGCAUGUAUUUUAUUUUAACGUCUUUUAUGAAUGUGAAAAAUAAAGACAUUUAUGGAAAAGUU